GGGUUUUUCUAUUAGAAGACCUGGGUAAACAUCCAUUUUGUGUAGAACCCUCUUCUUCAUAGUAUUACUCAUAACUUCAAAACCACCAUCAAAUCAAAUCAAAUCAAAAUCAAAAAGUUUAUCUGACAAAAUGGCGACCGUUAUGCAGAAAAUCAAAGAUAUCGAAGAUGAGAUGGCAAAGACCCAAAAGAAUAAAGCAACAGCACAUCACUUGGGAUUGCUGAAGGCUAAGCUUGCAAAAUUGCGAAGGGAACUUCUCACACCGACUACGAAGGGAGGUGGUGGGGCUGGAGAAGGAUUUGAUGUUACUAAAAGUGGAGAUGCAAGGGUUGGUCUUGUGGGUUUCCCUUCUGUUGGGAAAUCAACACUUCUAAAUAAGUUAACGGGCACAUUUUCAGAGGUUGCUUCAUAUGAAUUUACAACUCUCACCUGCAUUCCAGGUGUUAUUACAUAUCGCGGAGCUAAGAUUCAGCUGUUGGAUCUUCCUGGUAUUAUCGAGGGUGCCAAGGAUGGAAAGGGAAGAGGAAGGCAGGUUAUCAGUACUGCUAGGACAUGCAACUGUAUCUUGAUUGUGUUGGAUGCAAUCAAGCCAAUCACCCACAAACGUCUCAUUGAAAAAGAGCUUGAAGGAUUUGGUAUUAGGUUAAACAAGGAGCCCCCAAAUCUGACGUUCAGGAAAAAAGAAAAGGGUGGGAUUAAUUUUACAUCAACGGUUGCGAAUACACAUCUUGAUCUUGACACGGUGAAGGCAAUAUGCAGCGAAUACAAAAUACAUAAUGCUGAUGUCACCCUUAGGUUUGAUGCGACUGCAGAUGAUCUCAUAGAUGUUAUCGAAGGAAGUAGGAUAUACACUCCUUGCAUCUAUGUUGUCAACAAAAUUGAUCAGAUUACACUUGAAGAGCUGGAGAUAUUGGAUAAACUUCCUCACUAUUGCCCUGUGAGUGCUCACUUGGAAUGGAAUCUUGAUGGUCUGCUGGAGAUGGUAUGGGAAUAUCUCAGUUUGACUCGCAUUUACACAAAACCCAAAGGGAUGAAUCCAGACUAUGAGGACCCUGUAAUCCUUUCGUCCAAAAAAAAGACUGUUGAGGAUUUCUGUUUUCGAAUUCACAAGGACAUGCUCAAGCAAUUUAAGUACGCAUUGGUAUGGGGUUCUAGUGCAAAACACAAGCCACAAAGAGUCGGCAAGGAACAUGAGCUUGAAGAUGAAGAUGUUGUGCAGAUCAUCAAGAAAAUUUGAAAGUUGGAACUGCCAAAUCUCCUGCUUCAUUUUUGUGAGUGUAUCAUCCACGGCACCACCCUACUGAGUUGGUUAAGUAGCAUGUUAGGUUCUAUCAGAUUCAUGUGGUGGUUUUCUUAGCUUGAUUUUGUAAUGGAUGUCGAUGUGUGUCUAAACAUUAGGACAAAGAAAGCGAGGAUACUAAGCAAAAUAUGUAUGGUCGUUCCAAUAUUUUAGUUUAUGGCUGUUUCGUAUUUCUAUAAACUAAAUUUUCAAUUAA
Messenger RNA from Erigeron canadensis, 1496 nucleotides. RefSeq names its product developmentally-regulated G-protein 3. Gene Ontology annotation, biological process: cytoplasmic translation. Gene Ontology annotation, molecular function: GTPase activity; GTP binding. Gene Ontology annotation, cellular component: cytoplasm. The coding region runs from base 131 to 1237 and encodes 368 amino acids. The record is from RefSeq and is a predicted model, not a curated record. NCBI's taxonomy places the organism in Eukaryota, Viridiplantae, Streptophyta, Magnoliopsida, Asterales, Asteraceae. The transcript is spliced from 10 exons.